Messenger RNA from Etheostoma cragini (Arkansas darter), 4407 nucleotides. RefSeq names its product ubiquitin carboxyl-terminal hydrolase 22-like. Gene Ontology annotation, molecular function: zinc ion binding; cysteine-type deubiquitinase activity. NCBI's taxonomy places the organism in Eukaryota, Metazoa, Chordata, Actinopteri, Perciformes, Percidae. The record is from RefSeq and is a predicted model, not a curated record. Bases 529 to 2085 code for a protein of 518 amino acids. Gene Ontology annotation, biological process: protein deubiquitination. The transcript is spliced from 12 exons.
GCCAAUAAACGUCCUUAUACAGACGGAUGUGGUUUGCCGGAAAAUUGCACCAAUCACGACGCAGCACCCACUUCAUAGAGGGCGGGCCUUAACCGUAAAAAGAAAGUUGGCACACGCCAAUCAAGCAGAGCACUCGCUGCUCAUUGGUCGGCCAUUAUGAAUGAGGUGGGUCUUGACGACACACCGUGUGAGCUACUGUUGAAAUUCCAGUGCUAACCAACUUUAGCCAGCUUGCUAACAUGUAAUUUAGCUAAUGUGAAGAACUACAUAUACAGCGCUAAUCUGGAUUCAAAUGCAAAAAUAUUGUAUUACCAAUAUAAUUAUAUCGUAACAAAUUGUCUUGAUGAUUGCUACUGCGCGUGUCUUAUAACUGCAACCAGGACAUGUCCAGUUAGUUAGCCAGAACGCAGCACUCGGUGGAUAACGAACCUGGCAAGCUAACCAGACCCUUUCUACUGGGUCUGCGUUGUGGGAUUUUGACAGGUUUCAUCCACCCAGAGGACAAUAAAGCCGGUCGCUGUGACAACCAUGAGUCCCGCGGGCUGUCCCCAUGUCAACGGCUUCAAAGUGGACAACUGGAAGCAGAACCUGAGGGUUAUUUAUCAGUGUUUCGUGUGGAGCGGGUCAGCCGAGACCAGAAAACGCAAGGCCAAGUCGUGUAUCUGCCACAUGUGCGGCGCCCACCUCAACAGACUCCACUCAUGCCUCUACUGCGUCUUCUUCGCCUGCUUUGCCAAAAAACACAUCCACGAGCACGCCAAGAGCAAACGGCAUAACCUAGCCAUUGACCUGCUGUAUGGAGGAAUCUACUGUUUUAUGUGCCAAGACUACAUUUACGACAAAGACAUGGAACAGAUUGCCAAAGAGGAACAGAGGAAGGCCUGGAAAAUGCAAGGUAUGAUGCCACUUGCAUGUUUUACCUGCAUUUGGCUGGUAGCUCAUUUUGGACUCUGCCUCCACCCAUCCAUCCGGGCUCUUUGUCUAAUCUUUUUGUUUUCCUGCUUCUUAUUCUUGUAUCCCUCUGAACCCGCAGGCCUGCGCGGUCUAAUAAACCUGGGCAACACGUGCUUCAUGAACUGCAUCGUCCAGGCGCUGACACACACCCCGCUGUUGCGUGACUUCUUCCUGUCCGACCGACACAAGUGCGAGAUGCAGAGCAACUCCUGUUUGGUGUGUGAGAUGUCGCAACUCUUCCAGGAGUUCUACUCAGGUCACCGGUCGCCACACAUCCCCUUCCGUCUUCUCCACCUGGUGUGGACCCACGCCCGCCACCUGGCCGGCUACGAGCAGCAGGACGCCCACGAGUUCCUCAUCGCAGCGCUGGACGUCCUGCACAGACACUGCAAAGACGACAAUGGUAAGAAAGCCAACAACCCCAACCACUGUAACUGCAUCAUCGACCAAAUCUUCACCGGGGGCCUGCAGUCUGACGUCACCUGUCAAGUCUGCCACGGUGUCUCGACAACCAUAGACCCGUUCUGGGACAUCAGCCUGGACCUCCCGGGCUCCUCCACCCCGUUCUGGCCCCUCAGCCCUGGAGGAGACGGCUCUGCACUCAACGGAGAGAGUCACACCACCGGGGCCACAACACUCACAGACUGUCUGCGCAGGUUCACCAGGCCGGAGCACCUCGGCAGCAGUGCUAAGAUCAAGUGCAGCGGUUGCCAUAGUUACCAGGAGUCCACCAAGCAGCUGACCAUGAAGAAGCUGCCCAUCGUGGCCUGCUUUCACCUCAAAAGGUUUGAGCAUUCAGCCAAACUACGGCGGAAGAUCACGACUUAUGUCUCCUUCCCGUUGGAGUUGGACAUGACCCCCUUCAUGGCCUCCAGUAAAGAGAGCAGGAUGAACGGGCAGUACCAGCAGACCGUGGACCCCUUCAACAAUGACAAUAAGUACAGUCUAUUUGCAGUAGUGAACCACCAGGGGACACUAGAGAGCGGCCAUUACACCACCUUCAUCCGCCAGCACAAGGACCAAUGGUUCAAAUGUGACGACGCCAUCAUCACCAAGGCCAGCAUCAAGGAUGUCCUGGAUAGUGAAGGGUACCUCUUGUUUUAUCACAAACAGUUCCUGGAGUACGAGUAGUUUCUCUCCACCAGAGCCGACCGCGGGUGGAGACGAGGGAUGAUGCAAGGAUGAGUUGCACGGGAAAAGGUAACAGAGGGACGAGACGGGCAUGGAAACGGAAACGCAAGCCUGCCUGAGUCACUCCUUAAUUGCAACUCUCACUCGUAACAUGGAACCACCCCUUACUCCAUACUAGUCUAGUUCCACUCGUACGACAUUCAAAAGAGAACUGUGCGCGAGUGUUUAGGAACCAAACAAAAUGCGAUGAACACGGGAUGGAGACAUGUAUGGGCCCUGAUGGGUUAUUGUAUAAAAUGACGUUCACUUGAAUUCAAAGGAUAAAAGCAGCUGUGAUCAUCCGCUGUACUGCGAAAUCAGCGUGUACUUGAGAUCAGGCAAAAGACAUACAGCGUCGUAUCGCCUUUUUCCACUGUUUUUGUCUGUUUUUACAGACAGAUGGACAGAAGGUUAUUUUUCAACUUUCAUUUAUCCGGGGAAGGUUGACUUAAUCCCCGAUGCUGUUCUUCACCGUGUUUUGUGUUCGCACAUCUGCAUUUAACAACACCUUAACGUGAAAAUAUUUGGAGUCACAGCCUUCCACAAGGAUUUGAGGCUCUGCUUCAAAGAAUUUCUUCAUCCUUUUUCAUUUGCUUCACCUGAACCUCAACUUCUGGACACAAGCGCACUUGUCUGACACACUCCUCCUAAUGACCAAAUAUUUUAAAGGAUGGAAGUUAUCAUGCUUUUUUUGUUGAGAAUGCAAAAAAGCAGAGGAAAAAAAACUAGAGUGACAGUUAAUUCCAUUUAUUACUCGUGAGUUUGUAGUCAGUCAGAUACUUAUAGGAAACAUUGACUUUAACAAGUAGUACGCAAAGGAUCUGUUGUUUUCUGCCUCUCAUGCUCAUUCCAACAGUCCCGGGGGAAAGAAGUGACACGGUGAACAUUUUUAUACAUGCUGUACUGAAAUCGUCUGUUACGGUUUUGCAUCUUCCCUAAACUCCCGCAUUGUUCGCCUGUGUCACUUUGUGCCAUCAAUCAUGUUUUUUUUCUUUUUACACACAAAAGCAAAAAUAGUGCCGCUAACAGUCAUGGCAAGGCAACACUUCUUUUGAAAGGGUGUGCAUAAGACUGACAUGACACCGUCAUAACAAUGAUAUGACACCUGUCAUGAACAUGAAGGAGUCUUUUGGAUGUUGUGUCAUUUGCUACAUUGUCUCACUUUUAACGCUAAGUAAGCAUUGCUUGAGAUGUUUGUGUUGGCGUAAUGAUGGUAACUCAUGAAGCUAAGUAGUUUCUUAAACCUUGAUAACUAGGCCCGCCGUGACAUAUUUUUGACAGCUUAUGGUGUCUUGGUUAAUGUCAAGUUGACAUAACACUGGUUGUUGUCAUGGCUCAUGUCAAGUUGUCAAACACAAACAUCUCAAACAAUGCUAACUUUGCAUUAAAAGUGUCAAAAUGGAAAAAAUGACACUCAAUAGCCACCAGUCAUCAACAUUCAAAAAGACUCACUGUCACAGUUACAACUGUGUCAUGUCAGUCUUACGCACACCCCUUCAUUCAAACACAGUGGAACCCAGUCACGACACUGCUGCUAUGGCGGCUUCAUUUAAUUUUCUUUAUUUCCUGUUUAAUUUGGCGCUACAGAGUCAUAUUCUUCAUAUUCAAGAUAUAUUGUCGCCCUGCUGUUUCAGGUAAAUGGCAACAAAAAAGUAUGUAUAAUGGGUCCGAAGCUCGGUCCUGCAUUGUUAACCGUCGGCCGCAUGUAGCUCUAAUUGUGUGUGUGUGUGUGUGUGUGUGUGUGUGUGUGUGUGUGUGUGUGUGUGUGUGUGUGUGCCCGCCCGAGAAGGGGAAAGAAAAGAAAAGCUCAGUGUAGAUGUUUGUAUAAAAUGUGUCAUUUUGCAUAAAGAGAGAAAAACACAAAGUGCGUAUGUGUUACCGUUUGUAUGCACGUGUGUCGUGCGUAUGUACCGAGUGUCCGUGUACUGAAUCAGUACUUGCAUUCAGCAUGCCGUCUGAGCUGGGUAUCACAGUUUGAUAGGAUCUUUUUUUUUUUUUUUCACAUGUUGAUGAUGUAUGUUAAAGUAUAUGUGUACAGUUUGUAUGUAAGAGACAAAUUGUGAAACCUCAGAGUGGAUUUUCUUCUUCUUUAUCGCUGGAUCCGGCCACGGGCUCGGAAUCAGAAGAAACGUUGAACUCAACCCGGUCGAUCAUUCCCCACACACACACACAAAGACACACACACACACACACACACACACACACACACACACGUAACUGCUGCAAGAACUGGACACAGUGAUAGAAAAAGACACUCAAAUAAAGAAAAUCUAUAUCUGUUAA